Messenger RNA from Botrytis porri, 1071 nucleotides. RefSeq lists its product as uncharacterized. Bases 1 to 1071 code for a protein of 356 amino acids. The transcript has 5 exons. Lineage: Eukaryota; Fungi; Ascomycota; Leotiomycetes; Helotiales; Sclerotiniaceae. The record is from RefSeq and is a predicted model, not a curated record.
AUGGCGGUAGUAACUGCCGAUAAUCAUGGGCCACUUCUAAAUGUCGCUAUGUGGAUUGUAAUGGUACCUAUGAUUAUCAUAGCUUCGACCAAAAUCUUUACCAAAUACGGCACUCUUCGCAAACUCCAGAUUGAUGAUUAUUUGGGUCUCAUUGCUAUGUUGUCCUCGGUCGGUCAAUGCAUAUGCACAUCGGAACAAAUUGCUCAUGGACUUGGGCAAAAACAAGAGACUGUCCUUCAGAGUGAGCUAAAUUGCUUCUAUAUAGCUCAAUAUACUGGUAAUAUCAUGUAUAUCUCAGCAAUCUUUCUCACCAAGCUAUCAAGUCUUUACUUCUUCGUUUGUCUCACUAGAGAAGGAAGCAAGAAACGCCGAUUGAUUCAUAGAAGCAUUGUCUGGAUUGGAACAUGGAACUUGAUCAGUAUAAUUGUGAUCGCUCUGCAAUGCCAGCUUCCAGAUCCCUGGGUGUAUGAGCCGGGGCAAUGUAUCAACGUUAGAGCCUUUUGGACAAUCAACGCGGUAGUAGAUGCGUUGACUCAGGUCUUCAUUGGUCUGCUUCCUGUGUAUAUUCUGAAUGGCUUGAGAAUGGAGGAUUCCAAGAAAAGACUGACAAUACUUCUAUUCUCGCCAAACCUUUUGACCUUGUCCCUUGUUAUUCUCCGCAUAGUCUAUCUUUACAACACCAUUGAUUCUACAAAUUAUACGUGGGAUUCAUUUAACUUGGCUUUAACAACAAACCUACACUCUUCUUUCGCCAUCAUAUUGUCCUGUAUACCCUUCUCCAAAUCCAUCAUCGACAGUCUUGUCGUCGCACCACAUAUCAUAACAGACACUACAAGCGGGGUCCUUCCAAGUAAUCGGUUAAAAGGUGCAGGAAGGGGAAAAAACAACUCUUACACUAAAGGCUCUUCACACUUCCUAAGUGGAGUUGCAUCUAGGACGACUACAAUUGUAACUGCUACUGGAGGUGAAGCACAAGAAUUGAACGAAUAUAUCAGCCGUGCCGAGAGCCAAGAAAGAAUGAUCUCAGGGUCAACAAGCCCAGCUACAAGCAAAGCUGAAUGGCACUCAUAG